Molecule: messenger RNA, 1893 nt
Organism: Hansenula ciferrii
Lineage: Eukaryota; Fungi; Ascomycota; Saccharomycetes; Phaffomycetales; Wickerhamomycetaceae
Exons: 1
Coding region: 1-1893 (630 amino acids)
Source: RefSeq, a predicted model, not a curated record
AUGGAAACUGAUUACCUUCAACUACUCAAGAAUCUACCUUUUGAACUGUUCUUACGAGUUCUUGAUAAUUUGAAUCCAAUAGAUUUAGAGAAUUUUAUUGAAUUCAUACCAGGUUUAUACAAUCAAAUAAAAGAUCGUUACAAGAUAGUUCAUUGGCCCCCUGUGGUGAUCAAUCCUAAACACAAGGAUGUCUUUUUGAGCUUUGAAGAUUUUGCGGAUAAUUCUGAUGAGUUCCUUCAAAAUAUUUCCCAGUUCAAAGGUCUAAUUCUAUUAAAUUUUAAGGAUUUUGGAGAACAUCAAACAGUGAAAGGUUUAUUAAAUGAAUUUUUAUCUUUAAUUCCAUAUCAAAAUAUCAAAUUUAAAGGUUUCAAAAUGUAUCUUAAUGUGGAUAAUGUUUUGGCUCGUUCGUACUGGAAGCGUCAUAGAUCAUCUAUUCGACAGCCGUUUAUGGACGAUUUUUGCUCAGAUAUUUUGCGGUAUACACCAGAUGUAUUCCAAUAUUGUUUACUACCUGGUUUAAAAAAGAUUGGGACGUGUAGCAAUUUUUGGUGUCCAAAGGUUAUUGACUGCUUCAAUUUCACACAACAUGAAUCAAGCAUUAAAAAAGGUGAGAAAAAUCAUACAGGGAAGUUUAUGGGUGGAUUAGAAUCAUUAACGCUUAGGGGUGUUCUUAGAGCUGAAGUUUUAGAAUCAAAAGUCCCACUUUUCCCUCAAGAAUUAAAGUUAGAUCUACAAUCAACUUAUACACCGUCUUUGACUAAUAAAUGUUUCCAAAAUGUUACUGAAUUGAAACUAUAUCAUAUUAAUGAUGAUAUUUUUGGAUUUGUGGAACUUCCAGAUCUUGUUCAUCUUGAAAUUGAUGGAAAAAAUUUAUUCAAAGUAUCAAAUCUGAAAGCAACAAAAUUAGAAUCACUGGAAAUUUAUUCAAAACUUGAGGAUCCAUCCCUUGAACUGUAUAAUAUUGAAACACCACAACUUAAGAAGCUAGUAAUAUGUUGUGAAACUUUCCAUUCUGCUCAAUUUGUUACUUUUGAUAAAUUGGAAGAAGCUUCAAUUUAUCAACCUUUAAUCAGGCACAAUUUACCAAUGAUCAUUAAUUUGGAAAAUAAGGUUUCAAGUCCAAUUAAGUUUGUUAACUCUGUGAAACGAAUAAGUGUUUCUAGUAUAAUUCCUAUAUUCACAAAUAUUUUUUACCCAAAUCUUGAAAGUUUAACAAUUUUAGAUGGCUCAGGAUUUGCCGGGAAUAGUAAGGAUAAAACCCAAAUACAUUACUUCCCGUCAUCGGUUCAUGAAUUGGUAUUUUCUAGUAGUGUAUCUUUUUAUAAACUUUGUCAUAGUUUAGGAAGACCUGGUAUUAAAAAAAUUCAAAUCAUAGAUACAUAUUUUUGGCAUUAUGGUAAUCAAAUUCCAGAUUUAUCAAGUAUAUCAAGCUUGUAUCCUGAUGUUGAAAUUUUGUUUUUACAAGACUGUCUUUUGAAAGAUUUUAAAGAUUCAAAAAAUCAUAAUAUUAAAGAAUUAGAUAUAACUUUGACUGAUGUUUCGGUUGAUCGUGAAAUUUUGUUUAACUUUGAAGGAGCAGUUUUCAGUAAAUUGAGAAAGUUAAGGAUAAGACGUCAAGAGAAACCCCAUGAUUGGUAUGACUCCAUAAUUCUGAAAGGCUUUAAAGCACCAAAUUUGGAAGAGUUAAUAAUGGAAUAUGUUUAUAUUCCACAUUAUUUCAGUACGUUGAAAUUCCCAAAGUUAAGGAAGCUAUCUAUGUGUCAUGUAUCAGAAUUAGAAAUUGUUGAUAGUGAAGUUUUAGAAGAAGUUAAGAUUCAUAGAUACAGUCGAUAUAGUUUCAAUCGCAAAUUGAAAGCUGGUGAAUUACGAAACGCUAGUGUGGAGUUUUAUUAA